AUGCGAUUCUCCUCCGUCCUCGCAGCCGGUGCUGCCCUCACCGCUGCUCUGCUCACCCCUGCCACCGCCUCGCCCACGGCGAUGAGCACCAUCCCCAACACGAUCUCGGGGAAUGUUCGAAAGGAUCUUGUCAAGAUGCCACCCGACAGCUACAAGCUCUACAAUCUCGACCCCGACUCGAAGACCGGUACGCUUGUGAAGCGAGCUCGCGUCGACGGUAUUCAGACCCGCUGCACCACCAAAAGUUGUCUCUCGAUCACCUUCGACGAUGGUCCGUACACUUCGAUGAGAAAGCUUGUCGACACUCUGGAUAAUGCUGGUGGCCAAAAGGCAACCUUCUUUGUCAACGGCAACAACUUCCGCUGCAUCUAUGAUAAAGCCUCUGUCGCAAGGCUGCGAUAUGCUUACGAGCAUGGCCACCAGAUCUGCUCGCACACGUGGAGUCACCCUGACAUCAGCAAGCUCACCAACCAACAGCUCGACCGUCAGGUGCAGCUGGUCGAGGAUGCCCUUUGGAAGAUCCUCGGUGUUGUGCCUGCUUGUUUACGUGCUCCUUACGGCUCGAUCCGAGAUGACCAGGUGCAGUACCUCAACAACAGGUGGGGCAUUGUCGUCGUUCAUUGGAACUACGACAGCAACGAUGCCAACGGCUACGGCACAGAAUUCGGCCUUAACUUGUACAGGAACCUGAAGGCUCCUACCCACGCUAUCAUCCUCAACCACGAGACCGUCGCCGGUACCCCGAACACUGUCAUCCCUCAAGCUGUCCAAAUUGUGCGCCAGAACGGUUACAAGGGAAGUCAGACCACCGCUGCUACGCUCCGAUACAACCCAUACAAGGUUGUUGGUAGCUACGGCAACCGUGAUGACUCCUGGACCUGUGAUGACAAACCCGCUCCUGGCGGCGUCUAA
Messenger RNA from Ustilago hordei, 912 nucleotides. RefSeq lists its product as uncharacterized. The transcript has a single exon. Lineage: Eukaryota; Fungi; Basidiomycota; Ustilaginomycetes; Ustilaginales; Ustilaginaceae. Gene Ontology annotation, molecular function: hydrolase activity, acting on carbon-nitrogen (but not peptide) bonds. The record is from RefSeq and is a predicted model, not a curated record. Gene Ontology annotation, biological process: carbohydrate metabolic process. Bases 1 to 912 code for a protein of 303 amino acids.